GAAACUCAAAUGAAGACCUGACCUAACUCAUCUUCUACCCUCCAUCUGUCCAUGGGUGCCCUUUGGGGUUGGCAACAAGAUAUGAGGGUUUUUGAAGGUUCCUGAGAGCCACAGAGUGUGCAUGAGCAGGAGAGCAAGGGUGUGAGUCCACUUCCCGUCGCCAGGCCCUGCCCCCUCGCCGCGAACUCCACCCCAUCCUGUCGGAGCCCGACCCGGCCCUGCGGAGCAGCCUCGCCAGUUGGGUCCAGCCUUGAAGUUAAUGCACAGCUCCGACUCAGGCGCCUCUCUGGAAACGGACCCAGGCUCGAAGCCCCGGACGCUGGGACAGGCCGCCCGCUGCCUGCCCCCGCCACGCGCGGGCCACGACGCCCCCCGCAGGGCUCACCCGCCGCCCCGGGGACGCCCGAGCGGCGCCUCCCCGAGGCCGAUGCCCACCCGGGAGUCCCAGCAUAACCGCGGCUCCCGGGGGGACCUGCAGACCCACCCACCUGGCCCUGGGCCCCCGCCACUGGUGGUGCCUCGUGUCCUGGAAACCAGCCCCUGCCGCCCUAUGGGGCAGCCCCAGCCAGAAGCCCACAAGGCAAAGCCCAGGAAGAUUGUAUUUGAGGAUGAGUUGCCCUUCAGGGCCCUCCUGAGCACCAAGAAGCCUAUAGGAGCCGUCCCUGGGAGGCAUAUGCGUAGGCCCUGCCCAGUGCCCGACUAUGAGCUUAAGUACCCACCCGUGAGCAGUGAGCGGGAACGUAGCCACUACGCAGCAGUAUUCCAGGACCAGUACACAGAGUUCUUGGAGCUCCAGCAGGAGGUGGGCUCUGCACAGGCUAAGCUCCAGCAGCUGGAAGCGCUACUGAACUCACUGCCCCGUGCCAGAAGCCAGAAGGAGGCCCAAGUUGCUGCCCGUGUCUGGAGGGAAUUUGAGAAGAAGCAGACAGACCCCAGCUUCCUGGACAAGCAGGCUCGCUGCUGCUACCUGAAGGGCAAAUUAAGGCACCUCAAGAUGCAAAUCCAGAAAUUCGAUGAGCGAGGAGACAGUGAGGGAUCUGUGUACUUCUGAGCAUCCGGGCAGACAGAGGGACACACUGGGGUGCCCCACCCUACCUUCUCUCCCUACCUCCCAGCCUUAGCUCUUGCUGUUCACUGUGACUGGGCAAUUUUCCCUGAUUGCAAAUGCCUCAGCCUUUGAGGCCUGGCUCUGAUGGUCCCUCCUCCAGGAAGUCUUCCUAGGAUCCCCUCUGGGGCACCCAGCCCUGACCCCAGAUCUCAGCCCAUCCCCUAGAAGCAGCUCCUGCUUUCCAUCCCAGUGGAAUAAACAUUUAUUAAGUUC
This is a messenger RNA of Manis javanica (Malayan pangolin), 1321 nucleotides long. RefSeq names its product occludin/ELL domain containing 1 (gene OCEL1). The record is from RefSeq and is a predicted model, not a curated record. Gene Ontology annotation, cellular component: bicellular tight junction; cytoplasmic vesicle; apical plasma membrane. NCBI's taxonomy places the organism in Eukaryota, Metazoa, Chordata, Mammalia, Pholidota, Manidae. Gene Ontology annotation, biological process: bicellular tight junction assembly.